Orbicella faveolata is the source of this 2669-nucleotide messenger RNA. RefSeq lists its product as uncharacterized. The record is from RefSeq and is a predicted model, not a curated record. NCBI's taxonomy places the organism in Eukaryota, Metazoa, Cnidaria, Anthozoa, Scleractinia, Merulinidae.
GGNGGGGGGGGGGGAUGGCGACUCAAAGGGAUGUAAAAAUACUUAAGCAGUUUUGACAAAGUGUUUGAAAGGAGAAAACAAACCAACAAAUAAUUAUGUUUGGUGACAUAAUCAGUGUUUCUGUCGUCAUCAUGCUACAUUGACUGACAAAUUGUAAAAAAACCCAACUGGAGAGGUUUCCUCCACGAUCCCCACCCUCCUAAACUCGAGCUUCGGGAUUUGCAACAUCUCUGCAUCCUAGUCGAAUUAGAAAGAUCGAUUGCUCGCCUUGGCGGUCGUCAGGAGUUCGCGUUCUCUUCACUUUUUGCUUCUCCCAGUAGGCGGUCUUUGUUCACACCUUCACUUCAGAGCGAGAUGUGGGCUUUGGCUUUUCUGUUGCUAUUUGUGGUGCAGAGUGGAUGGGCCACCCAGUGUGACGUGAAUGUAGGUCCACCGGGGCCUACUGCGUGCAUUCAACUAGAGCGAUACAAUAACCAAUAUCAGUGGGCAACCUGCCUGUCAAAUGCCUACAUCCAGCAAAAAAGUGGCCACAAACACAUCUGUACGGAUCGCUAUGCAACUUAUUGCUGGUACCAGUGCAUGAUAGAGGUACAUGACAAAAACUAUGGCUCAGUGACAGACGAUUGCUCCUGUCAACCUGGCAGUCCAACUUCUAAUCCAUACACUGGCAUCCCAACUACAUCCAUACCUCCGGAGUGUUACAGCCCAGCUGGAGAUUCCUGUGAUUGGUAUCGCAACUGCUUGGAAAAGAAGUACCCUUGCGAAGCUUCAAGCAAUGCUUACGCAAUAACUUACGCUGAGAAGUUUUGCAGGUUGUUUGAAGAACGAAAGGCCAAGUUCAGCGCAGAAGGGCAAACAUGGAUGGAUGGUGUCCGUAAGUGUCUACAGGUUGCUCUUGUACCUCUGCUGCGCCCCUGGGCCAAUCCAACAUGUAAAAAGAUACGAGAGAGAGAGCAUUUGUUUCUCACACUCCAUGCUACUUAAAACCUGACAAGAACGCGCCGUCAAUUUGUGAUCUCGAUUAUGUUCAAUACGUCAAGAUAUUCUGGACCAUUAAGAGCUCUUUCAUCAAGCUCGAUACAGCAUGGGAAUCCCUAAAAGGAAUGUGGAACAUACCAACCAAAUGUAUCUCGUCUAAGAUCAAGCAGACUUUCGAAUCAGCCAAACAAACAUUAAAGGAUGUGAUCAAAUUCUUCAAGAUAAAAGUCCAGAAGUUCAAGAAAAGAAAACGGCGUUCCACUAAUUCUCUUCCAGAGGCCGAUCUCCAAAGUCGGUUUGCAGAUGAAGUGGGUUCAAACAUUGCAAGUACCUUGAAGUGGAAUACGAACGUGAUGGACUGGCUUGCCUACACUGAUGCUGUGGUUGAUCUUGAUAACCUGGACAUCUCCAUAGUCUUGGCCGACAAAAAAGCUCUGGGUAUAGUUACCACGUCUGCUCCAUCUGUUGACUUCAACCAGACCAUCCAAGAGUUUGCAUCAGCCGUGAAAAAUGGAACUCUUCCCUUGCAGGUGGACGGACAGAAAGUUUGGGUUAAGUCUUUGUCUUCGUGCUCAGAUAAAUCAUGCAACAGAACCCAGACACUGGCAGUUUCAGAUAAGCCUCCAUGGAGUGGUGCAACCGGGAUCUCGCACGGUAACGUUAGCUUGUGUGGAGCCAUUGCCUUGUUGAUCAUGCUCACGAACAAACUCUUAUUCUAAGAAGGAGUCAUGAUGUUCUGAACAAACUGGUGAUUUCUGCUGUAAGUGUGAGAAAUAUAUUAGCCAAGCCCGGGCGGACAUAAAUAAUGUGUAGCAUUAAUCUUCUCUUUUCAUAAUUUAUUAUGUAAAAGUAUCGCACGUUGCUAGUUGACCUAUCGCACGUUACCCACAAUAACCAAAAAAAAUGCUCACUUAUUUGCGUUUUCUUAUUACACCCGCUUUCAGUGUUACGUGCACAGGCGACAUCUUUCGACCAUCUUUCGACAUGCCAUCUUUCGAUAUGCUAUGAAAGACCGUUAAACUGUGAACUGGUAGUUUUUCCGGUUAGCGGAGGAAAUGACAAGUCAAUGAUAAUUACCCACCUCAAAUGGCUGACGAAGAUUUUGGACUUUGCAUGCUUUCGUAUUUACGGGAUGAUUAGAGCGAUUUAGCGUAGUCGAUCGGUUCUCAAUAGUGACUUCCGGUAGAAUUGGGCCGCUGCCGCUUUUAAUAUUUGCAACGUGUAAACAUUCAAGACAGUCGACUUAUUUCAGCCAGAAUGACUUCUUGAUACUCCUAAUCUUAAUUUGAUGGCAAAUAAAUAAAUCUUUCAUCAUUACAAUUCGAGUUCGACCGUGAAAAAGUCCGUUGUGCUUACACUUUUUAGUAGGCCAGGUUACAUAGCAGGUCGAAAGAUGGCAUGUCGAAAGAUGUCGCCUAUGCACGUGACACUGAAAGCGGGUGUAACUUAAACCACUAUGCAAACAGUUGUAGAAAAAACACGAAGACAAUGUAAUCGUCUUGUAAUUUGUCUUCCGUGUGUUUUAAACUUGUGAUUAACACUGGCGAAAAUUCAAGAGAAUUCCGAUCAGCAAAAUAUACUUAUUCCCAUGUAUAUUUCGCUCUGUAGAUGAAGAAUUAAAAGUUGUUCGUUUAAAUGUGAGCUAGCAGCUGUAAGGUAUCUUUGAAAUAUUUAGUGAUUUCAGAUUUGAA